AUGUCAAAAUUUAUACAUUCUAUACCAGUUUUAUUAGAUCAGUCAUGUGAAGCUUUUGCCAUUUAUAUUAAAAGUCCUGAUGAAAUUUUCCAAUAUCAGUUUACUCCAGUAGGCGUUUCUAAUUCAUGUAAAACUGCCACUGAGAACCCAAACAAAGAUUCAUGCACAAAUAAAGGAGAAGGAAAACCAUUUGAGAAUACUACAGAAGAUUUGGAAAAUUUGAUGAAAAUUGUCACUGAUAUCUUUGGAGAUAAAAAUAUAUUGAAUAAGGUACAUGAUCUAUUGCCCUAUAAAAAAUUUGGCACAGAAACGUAUGGAAAAAUGUACAGAAAAAUGCAAAUUUCAACAAGUAGGUAUAUGAUGUUCUUUGAUCAGAUUCUAGAGAUGCAAUCAAAGGAACAAAAAAAUUGUGCUAAGAAAAGUGCCAAUUUUGCAGAGAUUAAAAGAAACAUCAAUGAUAAAGAGAAUGUUAUCAUUGUAACUGAUCAUAAA
Entrophospora candida is the source of this 492-nucleotide messenger RNA. The record is from the annotation of a GenBank genome assembly. NCBI's taxonomy places the organism in Eukaryota, Fungi, Glomeromycota, Glomeromycetes, Entrophosporales, Entrophosporaceae.